AGAGUCACAAGUGUCACUUUCAGUUUAUUCACAUUCCUUGUGAAAUCAAGUUGCUGUACUCAGCUAGAUGAUGGGGAGUAAACAAGAUAAUUAUGAAAAUUUCACUUAUGAUGGUCAGAACAGUAAGCCAAUGGAAGGGGUUUUCCACAGCCAUUUAGAGGAGAAAGUUCGUCCUUAUAUCGAUCUGAUUGACUCUUUUAGGCUGAUUGGUAUUGACAAAGAUUUGGCUUUGCCAACUAUAGCUGUAAUUGGAGAUCAGAGUUCUGGAAAAAGCUCUGUGUUGGAAGCACUAUCUGGGGUGGCACUGCCCAGAGGGAGUGGUAUUGUGACAAGAUGUCCACUGGAGCUAAGGCUGAGGAAGAUAAAAUGUGGUGUUCAAUGGCAAGCUGUAAUAUCUUACAAAGGACAGUUCACAGAAAAGUUUAAUGACCCAUCACUGGUUGAGGGUUAUGUUAAGAAAGCCCAGAAUGUGCUGGCUGGAGAAGGAGUUGGAAUUUGUGAUGAACUCAUCACUCUGGAGAUCAUGGCUCCUGAUGUAUGUGACCUCACACUGAUCGAUCUCCCUGGGAUUGCCAGAAUUCCUGUAAAAGGUCAACCUGAAGACAUUGGACAACAAAUUAAGAAUCUCAUUAGGAAAUACAUAGUGAAGGAUCAAACUAUAAAUUUGGUCGUAGUACCAUGUAAUGUUGACAUAGCAACAACAGAAGCUCUGAAAAUGGCAGAGGAAGUGGAUCCUGAAGGAAAAAGGACUCUGGCUAUUCUUACAAAGCCAGACCUCAUAGACAAGGGAACAGAAAAAAACAUUUUGGAUAUAGUCCGAAAUCAGGUCAUUCCCUUAAGUAAAGGCUAUAUCAUUGUUAAGUGCCGUGGCCAAAAGCAAAUUAAUGAAAAGAUCUCUCUGACUGAGGCCACUCGAUUAGAGAGGGAAUUCUUCAGAUGUCAUGAAUAUUUCAGCUGCCUUUGGAAUGAGGAGAAAGCAACUGUUCAGUGCCUUGCCACCAAACUGACUCACGACCUGGUUGAUCACAUUAAAAAAUCCUUACCACUGAUCUCAGAAGAGAUCAAGAAGAAGCUGUGGAGCUUAAGAAAAGAACUGAGUCAGUGUGAAUCCGGCCCACCACUGGACCCACAGAAGAGGAAGCUCUUUUUUAUUGAUACCUUGACGAAAUUUAAUGAUAAGAUCAACUGCUUGGCAUCUGGGGAUAUGGUCAAUGAUGAUAACUUGUUUGUAAUGCUUCGGUCUGAAUUCAAUAAGUGGAAAGACCAUCUUGACAGCACAAAGGGAUCAUUCUACGAAACGAUCCAGAAAGCGGUGGCUGAAUAUAACGAGAAGCACAGAGGACGAGAGUUGCCUGGCUUUUGUGAAUACAAGAUGUUUGAGAUGGAGGUACAGAAGCUUGUGAUCAAGCUACAAGGACCAUCCAUUGACACACUCAAGGUCAUCAGAGACACCAUUCAGAAACAGUUUUCAGAUGUGUCCAAAACCUGCUUUCCCAACUACCCUUACCUCCAGUCUGUUGCAAUGAACAAGAUAGACAACAUUCAGUCAAAGCAGGAAGCCAAGGUGGAGGAGAGGAUCCGGGAGCAGUUUGAGAUGGAGCAACUGGUCUACACUCAAGAUGACAUCUACUUCAAAACCUUGAAUGAUAUUCACGCUCCUGAUGGACAGAAGGCUUUAGAAGACAAAUUUGCUUGGUUUGACAGCAGAAACAAAUACCCUGAAAUGCUGCUGGCUUAUUACGAGAUCGUGGCGCAGCGCUUGGCUGAUCAGGUGCCCAUGCUGAUCAGAUACUUCAUGCUGAAGGAAUCUGCUCAGCUGCUGUGCAGUGAGAUGUUGGGUUUAAUGGACGGUGCCAACGUGGCCGAGGCUUUGCGUGAAGACUCGGAUAUCAGCAGACGCCGCAUUGACAUGCAGACCAGUGUGGACCGUCUUACUCUUGCUCAAGAGAAACUCAGCAACUUUCUCUGAAGCUACAAGGUCACUGCAGAUCAGGGUUUUACAUCUUUUUAGAAGUUUACCGCCUGAUUCAACCUAUCAGCUAAUUACCAAUGCCUAAAUGUGAUGUGAUAAAGUACUAAAAAACUCUAUAGGUUUCCCUUAUGAAAAGUAAGUGCACUUUUGUAUACUUUUCUAAAGUGUACUUAUUGUGCAAAUAAUAUACUUUUAAAAGAACACACAUAACUGUGAAUUAAAUGUAAUGUUUUCACCUCUUAAGUGCAUUUUAUUUGUAAUUCAAUUCAAAUGAAUCACAGUUCAAAUCUAUAUUAAAUGCAAUUAGUUGAACUUUUGAGUGUUUUUUUUAAACCACUUAAUUGGGACAUUAGUACAUAUUUAUUUCAUAAUUGCUUCUUAUGUCUUUAAAAUAUAUUUAAAGUGCACUGUUUAAUGUACUGACAAGCAAUUAACAAUAACUAAAAUAUACUUUAAUGUUAGGUAACAAUACACUUGGGUGUGAAUUGAAUGUAAUAUGUUAGACCACCUAAAUGCAUAAUAUUUGUAGCUGAUUUCAAAAACAUCACAGGUUAAAUUUAUAUUAAAUGCAAUUAGUUCAACUUAAGUUUGAGUGAUUUUUUAGACCCACUACAUCUUUAUUUUA
Messenger RNA from Hemibagrus wyckioides, 2597 nucleotides. RefSeq names its product interferon-induced GTP-binding protein Mx2-like. The record is from RefSeq and is a predicted model, not a curated record. The transcript is spliced from 14 exons. Gene Ontology annotation, cellular component: nucleus; cytoplasm; microtubule. Bases 68 to 1969 code for a protein of 633 amino acids. Gene Ontology annotation, molecular function: GTP binding; GTPase activity; microtubule binding. Lineage: Eukaryota; Metazoa; Chordata; Actinopteri; Siluriformes; Bagridae. Gene Ontology annotation, biological process: defense response to virus.